GAGUGCCGAGAUGUUCUGCACAGACUUCUGCCACAUGUGCCUCUGCCUUCUGAACAGAACCAUCAAGAAUGGCUCCAAAGAUUUGAAAGGGCAGCAGGUGAAAACUCAGCUCCACAAUCCAGCCCUGGAUCAGGAGACUCAGAGGAACUGGCUGAGAAACUGAAAGAAGCUGAGGAAACUCAAAGAGUUCUACAGAAAGACUGUGAGACGUACAAGAAGGUUUUGGCAGAGACAGAGGGCAUCCUGCAGCGCCUCCAGAACAGUGUGGAGCAGGAGGAGUCUCGCUGGAGGGUGAAGCUGGAGCUAUCGCAAGCAGAACUAAGAGAGAUGAGCCAGAAAGUCACAGCUUUGGAGCAAGAGGUUGAGAGACUAACUGAUGAAGCAGAGUUGGAAAAUCUGAGAAGAGAAAAACAGCACUUGGAGUCUGAGUUGGAGAGGGCGGAGCGCGAGAGUGCCACUUAUGUGACAGAAGUCAGAGAGCUCAAAGAUCUGUUGACUGAAUUGCAGACCAGACUUGAUGGCUCAUAUACAGAGGCUAUCAGACAGAAUGAGGAGCUGACUUUGCUGAAAACCCAGCUCACUGAGACGCUGUCGAAGCUGGAGGCAGAAGAAAACGAGAGGCAAAAAGUGGCCGGUGACCUGUAUAAGGCUCAACAGUCUGUUGAUCUGAUCCAAGGAGAGCUCUCAAAAGUGACAGACAAUGCUGAUGACUUGAUCGAGAACAGCAGUCUGUCAUCACAAAGAGAGGAGAUUGACAGAAAGGAGAAAAUGACUGCAGGAUUGGGUCAGACAGUCACCGAACUGCAGCAGCUGCUACAAACUGUCAGCCGGCAACUCACUAAGAGACAGGAGGGGGAGGCUGAUAAAGAUCUGCCCAAGGUAUAGUGAGGCCCCCACGCAGCCACCCUGACUGUAUUACAGAGACCACCUUUGACUUUCGGUCUCAUCCUGACCACAUCACAGCAUACUGUCACACCCAGCCACUUCCUCCCUUUCAACCUCUAUCACUGCACUUGUACUGUAGGCAGCCUCAAACUGACUCUGGCCAAGACGCUGGCAGACCACUCCCAGACUCACUGCUGGCCACAGAGGAGCAGGCAGAGGUUACAGUUAACUCCAGGCACUAUACCAAAAUACACACUAUUCCACUCCCACCACAUUCCUCUUCUUUUAGCAACAAUGCCAGUUAAUUUUUAUUCUAAACUUAAUGACAUCCAGCAUAAUUUAAACUAUGUGGAAACCAUUCCUCUGUUUUAAAUUGCUUGUAUUUUUCACUGAAAUCCUUUUGAGUACUGCAGUAGUUUUGUUGUUAUUUGUCUUAAGAGAGGGCAGUGAUACGAAUUUCCAACUCGACUAAACAAACUUUGGUUUUACAGUCCUUUUCUUCUUAACUUAAAGAUAUGUAGUGUUUAAAUGUAUCAGUUAGGACCUGCUGAAAUACACUAUGUUGUUGAUCUGUAUGCCUCCUGAUCAGAAAACUAUCCAACUGUGCAUCCAUUAUGCAUUUAUUCAUUCAUAGUUCCAUGUUAUACCUUGGCUCAGUACUGGGUGGGAGAAGGGAGAUCAGAAGAGGUCUCAGCAUAUCUGAAGGGUCACUACGUGACUGUAACUAUGGAGAUGCAUGGACAAAUUGUACUCAAGUCUGUACUGUAGCUCCAAACAGAAGGGAGUGUGUGUGACCCUGGCUGUGUACGGCCAGGUCAACAGUGUAGGGGUUUUUAAUCCUACUGCAACUACUCUAGGAAUAAGCGUCCCAUAUCAUCUGUAAUCAGCACUCGCUAUAUUGUUGCUAAGAUCAUUAACACUGAAGAUUUUGUUCUUUUUGUAACGGGUGAUGUUAAUAAAAGGGAUGCUUGAUAAAUCUU
Molecule: messenger RNA, 1865 nt
Organism: Neolamprologus brichardi
Lineage: Eukaryota; Metazoa; Chordata; Actinopteri; Cichliformes; Cichlidae
Source: RefSeq, a predicted model, not a curated record